Molecule: messenger RNA, 372 nt
Organism: Lecanosticta acicola
Lineage: Eukaryota; Fungi; Ascomycota; Dothideomycetes; Mycosphaerellales; Mycosphaerellaceae
Source: the annotation of a GenBank genome assembly
AUGGCCAGCUUCAACGGCACCCUCCCCAACUGCGCAUCCCCUCCGGCGAGCGCAAAGUCCGAUGCAGGCGUAGCAGGAGCUGGUAUCUUACUCGCCUUCAUCAUAACCGCAGGCCUCGCCCUCAUCCUCUCUACCCUCAUCGUCUUCUCCGAGAUUCGCGGCCAUUCGUACCACAACAUUCCCCGAAAGAUUCUGAGCGGCCUGUCAGAUCAGAUGAUCGUGGAAGGAACAGCGAUACAAGUAGUCGGACUGGCACAGGUCAACAGCAUGAUACCAUAUCACUUCUUCAUCAUUUGGAUGUUAAGCUUGCUGGCUACCACGACCAACUUCGCGACGCUAUUAGCGCUGGUAGAGGACUUCAAACGAGAUUGA